Messenger RNA from Aspergillus calidoustus, 684 nucleotides. NCBI's taxonomy places the organism in Eukaryota, Fungi, Ascomycota, Eurotiomycetes, Eurotiales, Aspergillaceae. The record is from the annotation of a GenBank genome assembly.
AUGCGAUCAACAAUCUCUUUGGCUUCCAUCUUGGCCGCGUCCACCGCCGUCGCUAAUGGGUUCUCCCCAGUCGAACCCAAUGGCACAGUGUCUGCAAACUGCCAACACGCCUGCACGCAACUAUCCAACAUAUUCGGUCCCGCGUUUCACUAUCCCGACAACGACAAUUUCUCCAUCUGGGACGCGAAGCAACAAGAGGUUCGUCCAGCUUGCCGCGUCGAGCCUUCCAACGCAUCCGACGUCUCCCAAAUCCUGCGUAUCCUAGUACAUGCCUGGUGCCACUUUGCAGUCAAGGGCGGUGGCCACUCACGACACGCCGGCGACUCCAACUCCAUCGGUGGUGUGACAAUCGACCUGCACCGCAUCGCACAGGUUGACAUACUGAAUGGUAAUAGAGCGCGCGUAGGAGGCGGAGCAAAUACCCAUCAGGUCUACGAAGCCCUCGAUGCCCACAACCUGUCCUUCGUCGGUGGACGACUCGGAACCGUUGGCGUUGGCGGAUUCACCUUGGGCGGAGGGACAUCUCCAUUCUCAAACAAGUACGGCUGGGCGUUGGAUAACGUCUACGAGUACGAGGCUGUUCUCGCGAAUGGGAGAAUCAUCACUACCAGUGAAAGUCAUAAUCCUGAUCUCUACUUCGCGUUGAGAGGUGGGGGAAUAACUUUGGGAUUGUUACGGCUUUAA